Molecule: messenger RNA, 3802 nt
Organism: Pygocentrus nattereri (red-bellied piranha)
Lineage: Eukaryota; Metazoa; Chordata; Actinopteri; Characiformes; Serrasalmidae
Gene: acss3
Product: acyl-CoA synthetase short chain family member 3
Exons: 16
Coding region: 152-2287 (711 amino acids)
Source: RefSeq, a predicted model, not a curated record
UCGAGUUAUUGGGGAAAGUUCAAGCUGCAGAAACGUCACUGGAGUUGCUGCAAGCAGCUGAGCUGGAUCCAGCAGCACUGGAGCUCAGACAGGAAACUCACACUGGAUCUCUUACUCUAAGCAGAAGAGCGCACAGAAACUUUCCCCCAGCAUGAGGAUCUUUAAAGCGUCUGCUUUCAGACACCGCUUUAACUUUACCAGCUGCUUACACAGUAAACGCAGCCACGCGCAGGAGCACAGCUUCACCUUCGCGCGAUCAAGCUGUUUCCGAGGGCUGGAUGGGUCAGGGUCACGUGACUGGUGGCAGUUGGGGUUAAAAGUGAAGACAGGGGGUAUUUGGACCGUAAAUGGGGGGACAAGGUGGGUCAGCUCGAGCGCAGCGCGAGCUCAGACGUAUGACGAGGCGUUUAGAGGGGCGCGAGAGGAACUCGAGAGAUUCUGGAGCCAAGCGGCGCGCGGAGUGAGCUGGUGCACGCGCUGGGAGAAAACGCUGGACAACACACACGCAGUGUUCCCCAAAUGGUUUGUUGGGGGAGAACUGAACAUGUGCUUUAAUGCCGUGGAUCGUCAUGUGGAGGCGGGUAGAGGAGAUCAGCCGGCCAUUAUUCACGACAGCCCAGUUACUGGAACUAAACAGAUCAUCACCUACAGAGAGCUGCAAGAUCAGGUGUCAAGGUUGGCAGGAGUGCUGGUGAAGCAUGGAGUCAAAAAAGGUGAUCUGGUGGUGAUCUACAUGCCGAUGAUUCCCCAGGCCAUGUUCACCAUGCUUGCCUGUGCUCGCCUUGGAGCCCCCCAUAGCCUCAUUUUCGGGGGCUUUGCCUCCAAAGAGCUCUCUAUCCGCAUCGACCACGCAAAGCCCAAGCUGUUAGUUACAGCAUCGUUUGGCAUUGAACCAGGUCGGAGGGUGGCGUAUAUUCCUCUAGUGGAGAAGGCACUGGAGCUCAGCAGCUACAAACCACACAAAGUCCUUGUUUACAGCCGACCUGGGAUGGAGAGAGUGUCCAUGUCCUCAGGUUUAGGGCUGGACUGGGAUGAAGAGAUGACCUCUGCUCAGCCUCAGGAGUGCGUGCCUGUUCCUGCUGAUCACCCUCUGUAUGUGCUCUACACCUCUGGCACCACAGGCACACCCAAGGGUGUAGUGAGGGAUACAGGAGGGUAUGCAGUGAUGUUGAACUGGACUAUGAGUAAUGUGUAUGGACUACGUCCUGGUGAGGUUUGGUGGGCUGCGUCUGAUCUUGGCUGGGUUGUUGGUCACUCUUACAUCUGUUAUGCUCCACUUCUCCAUGGCAACACCACUGUGCUGUAUGAGGGAAAGCCUGUAGGGACUCCGGAUCCUGGAGCGUUUUUCCGUGUAAUGUCUGAGCAUGGAACAGCUUCAGUGUUCACAGCCCCCACCGCCAUCAGAGCGAUUAGACAGCAAGACCCACAGGCAGCCCAUGGGAAACGGUACAUACUCAACAGGCUCAGGUCUUUAUUUGUGGCUGGAGAACGCUGUGAUAUAGAGACAUUAGAAUGGGCGAAGAAGAGCUUUGGAGUUCCGGUUCUAGAUCAUUGGUGGCAGACUGAGAGUGGUUCAGCCAUCACUGCGUCUUGUAUCGGUCUGGGAAACUCUUUGGUGCCCCCUGCUGGAACUGCAGGCAAACCUGUCCCUGGAUACAAUGUGAUGGUGAUCAAUGAUGAAAUGCAACCUGUGAAGCCAAGGACACUGGGAAAUAUUGUAGUAAAGCUCCCUCUCCCUCCUGGUGCUGCACAGUCUCUCUGGCAGAAUGCAAAAUUGUUUGAGGAACUCUACUUCACAAAGUUUCCUGGUUAUUAUGACACUAUGGAUGCAGGUUAUGCAGAUGAGGAGGGAUUUGUGUACAUCAUGUCACGCUCUGAUGAUGUCAUGAAUGUGGCUGGUCACAGGCUGUCAUCUGGAGCUCUAGAAGAGUCAGUGCUGCAGCACCCCAGUGUGGUAGACUGUGCUGUAGUGGGUCUGGAGGAUUCUCUGAAAGGACAUGUACCACUCGCACUGUGUGUGCUGCAAAAUGACUAUCAGCAGAAUCCCGAUGUGGUGGUGAAGGAGCUGGUUAAGUUGGUGAGGGACACCAUUGGGCCUGUGGCAGCUUUCCGGAAGGUUCUCUUUGUCAAAGCUCUGCCUAAAACCCGCUCAGGAAAAAUCCCUCGCUCUUCUCUCGCUAAUCUGGUUAAUGGCAAACCUUACAAGAUUACUCCAACUAUCGAAGAUCCUGAAGUGUUCAAGGACCUCGAGAAAGCUGUGAAGGAGAAUCUGAGGAGAACUGGAUAAUCACAAGCACAUACAUACACACAACCUGUAGCCUGCAAGGGCUUGAGGCCUGUUGCUGCUAAGUAACAAAUUAAGCAUAACGGCUGCCAGAAAUCACUGCGGUUUCUUUAACCAGGAUAAUGUAGAAAUUCUACAUUUUUUCUGGUGUUUUACAGGUAAUAAUAGCAAUGUGAUAUCCCCAUGUGACACAGCACAUUUCACAACCCGCAAUAACAAGUACAGAUCUAUCCUGAAGUCAACUGCAAGUAGUAUUAUGUCCUGAAGAUGCAUCUUCAGGAUUGCUAGGAUGUUUGUGUUCAGUUGAACACAGUGGAUGUGUAGUAUUGCAUUAUCAGAUCCAGAAGAGUGUGAGCAACGUUACUUAUACGUUUGUGCAAAGAGCAGAUAUUUUAUAGGCAAAUGUUUGAUGUUACUUUUUAUUGACAAUGAAAACUUCUUUGAUCACCACAUAGUUUUGACCAAAAUACAAUCAGUAAUAAAUAAAAAAAUGGACACAAAAUAAAAUGAUUCUCUGUACGUGCAAAACAAGGAUGUAUAAACUCUGCAGAUCCGCUUUAUGGCAGAAAUAACUCAAAGACAGGAAAGGAGGUCUGUACAAGAGGUUACCCCGGCAACUUCUACAGAAAAUAGUUCAACAGUUUUACACCAAAAUAAGUCACAGCAAGCAACAGGUUUUGUCUUUUUAAAAGUUUAGUCUGGACUCAACAAGUUGAUAUACACUCUACGUUCACUAGGAGCUAAGCCUGUCUUGUAGUUAUUUCUCCUAUGACUGUUGAAGUAGGGGGUUUAGCUCUUAUUGAGAUGAGGCUGUUGGAUUGGUAGAUAAGUGGUGUUGUUUUGAGUGAACUCUUGCAGGGUUCUUGUAGAGUGAUGAGAUUUUGAGACAAAGUGAGUUUACUAGUGCAAGGCAAAAUCUGAAAUGACUCUAUAUUUAGCUUAAGGGGCACGAGCCUGUUGGUGUCACUUUAUGGCUAUGUCUCAGUACAUGUGGAACCUGACGCAAAGGCUGUCUAAAGCCUUAUUGGAACUGCAUCAGUCUGACCUGGGGAUGUGCUGUAAUUUGAGUGACCACCUAUGUCAUCUGUGAUUUUAAUCCAGUAUGACUCUGAAAUGUCUGUAGUUUUUACAAGUCUGCUAAGUAAUAAUUACGUUCCGUUUGCUUCCCUGAUAAUAGUAGUCAAAUCAACAGUAACCUCCACUUCUUUUUGGUGCCUGGAGGACAAGACUGACCGUUAAAAUGGGCUUGACUUGGUAGUUCAAAACAGGACUACCAUAAUAUUUGUACAGUUAUAUUUGUACUGUAAUGUAACACUUUUAAUGAUGGCCUAAUUAGAAGAAUGGAAGUUCAUCAACUGGAGGUUUUUGUUUGCUUAUUUAUUUGGACCUACUUUAGUGCAGUUUUAAAGCUGAUGUGAACAUGGAGGCCAUGAUGUUUUGAUUGGGACCAUCUGGGAUGAUUUAAAGAAUUUACAUAAAUACUUUAUCAUACAAUAUUUAAUCAUACAAAGCCAAUCA